AUGUCCUGCUCUGACCUGUCCCCCUGCGGCGUCCUGCGCCCCCAGCCCCUGGCUGACAGCGGGAACGAGCCCUGUGUGCGCCAGUGCCCCGACUCCAGCACCCUCAUCCAGCCCCCCCCCGUGGUGGUCACCUUCCCUGGGCCCAUCCUCAGCUCCUUCCCUCAGGAUUCCAUCGUGGGAUCCGCUGGAGCCCCUGUUCUUGGGGGUUAUGGGGGUUAUGGGGGCUAUGGGGGCUAUGGAUCCCUGGGUUAUGGGGGUCUGUGGGGCUAUGGGGGCUAUGGGGGUUAUGGAUCCCUGGGUUAUGGGGGUUAUGGAUCCCUGGGAUAUUUGGGCUCUGGCUCCCUGGGCUAUGGGGGUCUGUGGGGCUAUGGGGGCUAUGGGGGUCUGUGGGGCUGUGGGGGCUCCCGGGGGCUGUGGGGCUCUGGCAGAUCCUACGGCUCCUGCAGCCCCUACUCCUGGUACGGCCGCUACGGCCGCGGCCUCUGCGGGACCUGCUGA
Messenger RNA from Pipra filicauda (Wire-tailed manakin), 498 nucleotides. Its product is annotated as scale keratin-like. Gene Ontology annotation, cellular component: intermediate filament. The transcript has a single exon. The coding region runs from base 1 to 498 and encodes 165 amino acids. Gene Ontology annotation, molecular function: structural constituent of cytoskeleton. Lineage: Eukaryota; Metazoa; Chordata; Aves; Passeriformes; Pipridae. The record is from RefSeq and is a predicted model, not a curated record.